CGGACAACUUGUUCGUCGAGAGCGCCUCUGGCCUCACAGAAGAAGAAGUGCGCAGCGCAAUGCGCACUUGGCUUAGUGUAGAGGACGAUGAAGAGGUCUUGAGGGAUGAGGUAGAACUCGAGAUGGAAGAGGUAACGGAGAACAUGUCAAACGUACACGUCGAGGAGGACGUGGCCAGUGAAGUGGAAGGCGAUCACGGUAGGCCAGUCGUGCAUGCAUCAACGAUUUCAGAGGGCGAGGUUCGCUCUCGUCCCGAAGAUGUCCGCUCGUAGUUGUACACACAUGGAAGAGACGGCGAGCACAGCGAAACGGCGUACCUUCUUUCGAAGACUGUGCAUUUGUUUACUCAUGAAACUCAGCUCAAGCGAAGAGCAAAGGGGGGGAGGGAGGUGCAGGCGACUUUUCGGGAUAUGUGGCGGGAGUAGUUUUUUGUUUCGAGAGCAAAGCACUUUUAUUGCCCACGUUCGUUGUUUGCCUUGGGUGAAGUCUCGUGAGGUUGAAUUUGGCGUUUGUGUUGUGUUGUGCCUCGUUUUGACCUUAUGGGAGGCGCGGUGUCCGCUUUGUCGCGUGCUCUCCCGACAUUUUUGGUCUCUGUGUUCCUGCGUAACCUACAUUUUCCUAGUGUCGUUUUACAACCUUCGAUAUUUCUCAGGUGCGGUAGCGAGAUCUUGGGCAAGAUAUUCACGGGGAGGACAACGCCUGAACAAUAAAAUAAAGCAAAUAAUUAAGCCCAUAUCAACACCAGCGCACUACCGUCGUGUACAUGUACGAUGCGUAGGUCGUAGAACACCAUCGCUUUCAGCGUUUUGGUGGUACAGCAGUGCGGGGAAAUUCAAACGAUGGUAUGCAAGUAUGUAUUGCAGCACAAUAGCAGCAGUGGUUGCGACCUUCAAAUCACCUUGUGUCGUAGGUUUCAAACAACACCUCUUGUGGUCGCCUUUCUGCUGCGAAUGCGCACCUUUUGACAUAUGUUUCGCCUUCAUCAUUGGCCCCGGGGAUGGUGCGUUAGUGGCCCCGGAAUUUUAAAGACACACUUUUUUUUGGGAAAACGUGGGGUGUCUUUCAAGCGGGGUCCACUUGACACGCAUGCAAAAGAUCCCUCAGUUACCUGGAUGGAUUGUGCGUGCUGCCAGGAGAUCCUCUUCGUACCCAAGCAGCAGCAAUUAUGACUCUGAGAGUAGCAGCAAGAAGGGCGACAGAGAGCGUGGACAGCAGUGGGCUGCUGUGGCAGUGGGUGCCAACAGCGGAGUUCUGGAGUGUGGAGUUGCGCCGCGCACUAAGGGGGUCCGUAGAAUCAUGCAAUACCGCAAGCGGGGGCAGCUCAAACGGUACUUCACUGCUCCGUUCAACACCACAGGGGGUGAGUGUGGAUAGCAGCGCCUUCCGAGGACAUAAUGUCGAGUAUCCGUGAAUCUCAGCCGGCGAGAACUAUGUAGUGCUUCCGGAAGGAACGAAUGAAGAGUAGUAUGUGAGGAGGCGUGGUGAUACUUUCAAACUCCAUGUGCAAGUGCAAAGACGUGGGUUGCCGAGUCAAACAAAGGCGAUGAGUUAGAGCCGGUGAAGCAGGUGCGGGAACAUCGGAUGUUCUUUCCUUCAGGAAGUGGAGCUGCCAGCAAUGCUGACGUCUUCUGUAACCGUGCAACCGCGUCCAAAAGACCAACUCUCGUUGAAGUUGGAUUAAACGCACACUCUUUAGUUGGAACCCAUAAUUGCUGGUUGCU
Messenger RNA from Ectocarpus sp. CCAP 1310/34, 1721 nucleotides. The record is from the annotation of a GenBank genome assembly. Lineage: Eukaryota; Phaeophyceae; Ectocarpales; Ectocarpaceae.